Messenger RNA from Chironomus riparius, 807 nucleotides. Lineage: Eukaryota; Metazoa; Arthropoda; Insecta; Diptera; Chironomidae. The record is from the annotation of a GenBank genome assembly.
AUGAAGCUUCAUUUAAUCCUAAUUAUUUUAUCAGCAUCUACUUGUGUAAAGUGCUCCUCUGUAGAUGUUGAUCUUGCUUCUGUGAUCAAUAAAGUACAAACUAUCGAUGACAAUGAAUCAGUUCUACAAAUAAUUCAAAAUUUAGCUCCAAGUGGACUCGCAAGAGUCAUUCCAUAUUUUAAUCGAGACUGUGUUACUCAAAAAUUAGGACUUACAAAUUUUGUUCAAAGCAAAGUUUAUGAAAUAAAAGAUUUAAAUUUAUUUUACAAUUUAAAUGCAAAAAAUAAGAAAAUCAUCACGGCUGUUGAAUUAGCUGGACGGCUAUGCACAAAAGAUUCUAAAACUUUUGAUGAUAAAUUAAUCAUUGAUUCAAUUGAAUCUCGAUACUUAUUGCUGGGAAUGGAAAUGAUAUUUCCAAAUGCAAAAUUAGAUACGCAAAGAACAAUCGAAUGCUUUAAAUGGGCAAUAAGUAAAGUCAAGCCAAACUCACCACUUCUUGAGGGAUUCAAGUUAAGUUCCAUGAAAUAUUCAAUCGAGCAAUGCAAAGAAUCUACAUCAAUCACAGAUUACUCUAACAUUAUGGAUAAAAAUAGGCAAAUUCUUGACAUUCAUUCAUGUGAUUCAGAAGAGUAUGGACAGCAUGAAUCCACAGCUAUCAGCACCAUGGAAUUCUUUGUAUUAGGUGAAUUGCCAUUCAUAAAAAUGAAUGAAAUGCAAGGAAUUUUAAGGCAGUCUUUCAUAAAAGAUGAAUCAAAAGUGUUGGAGCGUCAACUUGUAUGUAUUCUGAGAGAUCUGAGCGAGUAUUGA